Diabrotica virgifera virgifera (western corn rootworm) is the source of this 10135-nucleotide messenger RNA. Its product is annotated as protein TFG-like. The record is from RefSeq and is a predicted model, not a curated record. Bases 150 to 1163 code for a protein of 337 amino acids. Lineage: Eukaryota; Metazoa; Arthropoda; Insecta; Coleoptera; Chrysomelidae. The transcript has 6 exons. Gene Ontology annotation, cellular component: endoplasmic reticulum exit site. Gene Ontology annotation, molecular function: identical protein binding. Gene Ontology annotation, biological process: endoplasmic reticulum to Golgi vesicle-mediated transport; COPII vesicle coat assembly.
GCGUUUUUGACAGCGCGUAAAAAACUUUUUGACGUUGCGGCUGCAUCUUGUGUUUUUGUCCAUUUUUAAUCGUUUCAGUCACCUUCCCCGGAUAAAUUGUAGACUUUUUUGCUCCUUUAUACACCUAAUCAUUUAAUGAAAUUUUUAAGAUGGAGAUCAAAAGUGACUUGGAUUUGAGUGGUAAAUUAAUAAUUAAGGUACAACUAGGAGAUGAUAUUAGGCGAAUUCCAAUCCACAACGAAUCUUUAACUUACGAUGAACUGGUUUUAAUGAUGCAGAGGGUAUUUAGAGGCAAAUUAUCAGCGAAUGAUGACAUCACAAUUAAAUACAAAGAUGAAGAUGGUGAUCUUAUAACGAUAUUCGAAAGUAACGAUUUAUCUUUCGCUAUACAAUGCAGUCGAAUUUUGAAAUUACAAAUUUUAUUAAAUUCCGAUCUGAAAAACGAUUCUGCUAGUGCUUUAUCAUCGACUGAAGUAACUAAUCUGAAAAAACAACUAAGAAAUAUAAGGGAUCAAGUGAAUACCUUACUGGAUACGAUAGAUGUACAUGAAAAUAAGACACUUAACAGUGGUCUUCAAGAAACUGGAGAUACAUCAAACUUAGAUCUGAAUCAAUCUAGUUCUUCUUUAAAUAAGGUCAACUCGAGCGAGUUUGAUCCAUUGCAAGAUAAAGGCCAGAAGAACGGCACCGAAGACGCAAAAGACUCUUCCAAGCCAUCCACUCCACAGAUUAACAAUGAAGGUAAUUUAACUAAACAAAAAUCGAAUCGCGCUGGUAGUAGACCGCAGUCAGUAUCUAUGGCGACCACUCCUGGUCAACAGUCCGUGGUGACAUCGGCAGCUAAUCCUCAUGGUAUAACGGACUAUUUUGGUCGUUCAUCUAGUGCUACUAACUUCCCAGGAAUGCAGUACAGUUCAUUACCCUAUCCUCAACAGUAUAACUUCCAAUCAACAGGACGUUACGUCCCCCAAGUGAUGGAUAGCUCCCAAGUUCCGAGUUCCAACGCUUACUCGAACCCACCGCAAGGAAGCCUUUCCUAUCCACAGCAGCAACAGUACGGACACCCACCAGUAGUGUACCCCGCUUCAGCCCAAGGCAACCCCUACUCGAAGGGAUUCACCCAGCCCUCGCCGCAGCACGGUUUCAUGCCACCACGUCAAUAGACGACUAACUAUUUCUAUUGAGACUAUUUUAGACCAGUCUGUGAAAAGACUCGAACGUGAGUAAGUUCCGUCUAGCAAUUGAUAAUUUUUGUUUGGAUCGAGUCGUUUUUGACUAAGGGAAAUCAAAUUUGGAGGUUACGUUUUAAGUUUAUUUGGAGCUUAAGUUAUUUUAUAGACCAUUCCAGAGCGACCUCAUUUGACAGCGUAUGAGGGGCAAACAUUCGUAAACAAAGUACGUUUAGUGCAGAAAACCAUUGUUUACUUUAAGAAUGUCAUUAAAAUGCCGGCGUUUUGUUCAGUUCCAACAGUGUUCCAGUAGAGGUGAAAGAGAUACGGUGAUGUUUUUUAAAAUACCUGCCGCAUUUAAAGAUCGCGGUGAUGUUUAAAUGUACUUUCAAAAGAACGAUGAGAGUUGUGGGUCAAAGCUUUAAAAAGGGGCCCUUUAUCCGAACGUUUCUUGAAGAAUGCGAGAAUAUGUUUCAGGCAUUUUAUAAAAGGUAAGGUACUAGAUAAACUUAAAAAAGAUUUUCAUUCUGAAUAUAUGGAGUUUUACAUUCCCUGUGAGGGUGUUACAAUAUCCAAUAUUUGACAUUUUUGCAGUAAUCACAGAUUUUUAAUAAUAAAACGAGAAAAAAUCAAAUAGAACACUGAAAACUUAAAAGCAAUGUUUGCUUGCCCCUCGGCGAUGCUGUCGAAAGUCUCGUGACCUGGAAUGGCCAAUUGUUUUCGAUAAGUCUAUUUCAUUUUAAUGAUAUAGGUAGAUUAGUGAAUGGAUUGGGAAGAUUUCGGGGAUGAUUUUUUAAUGAAAAAUAUUUGGAAAGAUGUUUGCCUUCUAGCAUGAUCUCCAUCUGUAGAUCUGUCUCAUUUGAUCAACAGCAAAACCAUCUUGAUGGUAUAUAAGUAUUUUUUACGAUGAUUUGGGAACUGGGAUAGGAAACCCAGCUGCAUUCCAGUGUUGCCGGAUAGACCAAAAAACCAAUGUAUAUUUGAAUCCUGGUGUCCAAAGAACCAUUAAAACUUCAAAAUUUUGUGAACUGACUAAUUUAUUAUUAACAAAUCAUUCUACAAAUUUCCUAAUCUAUUUUACCAAAACUUGAUAUAAAGUGUACAUGUUAACAUCUAUUUUUGGAAAGAUUUAGGAGUACUAAUGAGUUGACAAAGAGAAAUCUAUUCAAACUUAAAACGGGAUACUACCCGAAGGUUGGCUGUAUACCAUCUAGUUAAAUAAAAUUAACAUGAAGUAAAACUCCCUAGUGUAGUUGGUAUAUUUAAUAAAAAUUUAAAAAAAAAUCCAAAACGAUUACGUUCAUAACGUUUUCGGACUUAUCAGUCCAUCAUCAGUGAAACUAAAAGUAAGUACUAAUCUCACUUAAUAAAAUUGAAAAGGGUGAAAUUUUGAAUGUUAGAAAUUGAAAAGUGUGGUUAAGAUUACUUACUUUCUUCUGUCCUUACUAAAUAGCUACAAUGUCAAACACUGGUUAAAAUCUGGUUAACACUGGUUAAGAACAUACAUCUUAACCAGUGUUUGGCAUUGUGGGUAUUUAGCAAGGACAGAGAGUAAGUAAUCUUAACCACACUUUUCAAUUUUUAACAUUCAAAAUUUCACCCUUUUCAAUUUUAUUAAGUGAGAUUACUUACUUACUAAAGUAAAAGUAGAUGAAGAACUAACUGACCCAAUUGAAGCUGGCAGUGGGAUAAGACAGGGAGAUUCCCUGAGUCCUCUGUUGUUCAACCUGAUCAUGGACGAAAUAAUAAAAAAGUAAGAACAAAAAAGGAUACCAAAUGGGAGAAAAACAACUUAAAAUAAUCUGCUAUACAGACGACGCAAUACUAAUCUCUCAAAUUGAAGAUGAUUUACAACAUAUGCUGCACGAAUUUAAUAUAACCGCUAGAAAAUUUAACAUGUUAAUUUCAUCAAAAAAAGACUAAAUGCAUGGUUAUAACAGCAGAUCUGAUAAGGUGUAAAUUAGAGCUGGAGGGUCAAAUAAUAGAACAAGUCGUGGAGUUUAAAUAUCUAGGCAUCACACUAUGCAGCUACGGAAAGCUCGAAACAGAAGUGGAAGAUCAGGUGAAUAAAGCAAACAGAGCCGCAGGUUGCCUGAAUGAAACAAUAUGGAGAAAUAAAAACAUCGGAAAAGAAGUGAAAGGCAGAAUUUACAAAACAGUCAUCAGACCAAUUAUGACAUACGCGGCAGAAACAUGACCUGAUACAGAAAGGACAAAAAGAAUGCUAGAAGCAGCACAGAUGAAAACAUUGCGAAAAAUCGAUGGUAAGAUGCUGUGGGAUAGAGCUAGAAGUGCAGACUUUGCAAGGUGGACAACAUUAAUAACUGGGUGAAAAGCAGAAGAGUAGAAUGGAACGACCACAUAAGCCGAAUGACAGCAAAUAGAGUAGUAAGGACGGCGAGAGACGGCUCCCCAAUAGGAAGACGAUCAGUGGGAAGACCACGAAAAAGAUGGAAUGACAACUUACUGGAGGCACAUUGAAAAACAGACAGAGUAAUGUCUAUAUAAAAAGAAGAAGAAGAGAUUACUUUUAGGUUAACUGAUGAUGGACUGAUAAGUCCGAAAACGUUAUGAACGUAAUCCUUUUGGAUUUAAAAAAAAAUUUAAUUUUUAUUAAAUAUACCAACUACACUAGGGAGUUUUACUUCAUGUUAAUUUUAUAGAAAUCUAUUCCGUAAUUAAUUUGGAUCCUAGUACAUUCUGACUUAACCUGUAUAUAAAUGUAUUGAGUUAAAAGAUCUUAGGCUCGAUGCACAUUUGCGUAUUUUCAAGUUGCGUGCACGCUGCUUGUUUUCAAGCCAAGUUUCCCGUCAACACACAUUUGAGUGGUUUCUCGGGGUCAAUACACGCCAGAAAUAAACAACUGUGCAUCUACGUUGAAAUCGAUCGCGCGGUCAACGUGUACUCACUGAUUGCCCAACAUAGACUUCCAAACCGCCUGACUUGUAGUGAUGUUGAUUUUAAUUACUUUCGAGUAUUCGUUACAAAUCGUUACUUUUCAAUAAAGUAAUCAUUUACAUUACAAUAUUCGUUACUUUGAUUACUAUGAUUACUUUUGUAUUUGAGUACCGGUGAUCAUAAUAUGAGGUAAUCAUGAUAUUAUCGAAAAUCGUAUUUCUCAGUAGGUAGGUAUUUUGUAUAGGUAUUCCGAUAUAACAAGUAAUCAUUUACAGUAUUCGUUACUUUGAUUACUAUGAUUACUUUUGUUACUUUUGUAUUUGAGUACCUGUAAUCAUAUCGAAAAUCGUAUUUCUCAGUAGGUAGGUAUUGUGUAUAGGUACAUAUUCCGAUAUAACAAAUAAUUAUUUACAGUAUUCGUUACUUUGACUACUAUGAUUACUUUUGUAUUUGAGUACCGGUAAUCAUAUCGAAAAUCGUAUUUCUCAAUAGGUAGGUAUUUUGUAUGUCCCCCCUAAAUGCCCUGGUCUAAUUCUAAUAAAACCAAUGCAAUACAUACAAAAUUAAAGUUGUUGAUCAUACUGUAGAAACAUUAUUAUUUCCACAUUUUUCCGGUCAGUCUAAAAAGUAAUCAAGUGUACUGGUUGUAGAUACAAUAGUCGUUACUCGCUCUGAUACGACUGGUAUGAAGUAACGAAGUAAUCAGAGUAAUCAAAGUAGAUACAAUAGUCGUUACUCGCUCUGAUACGAUUGGUACGAAGUAACGAAGUAAUCAGAGUAAUCAAAGUAGAUACAAUAGUCGUUACUCACUCUAAUACCAUUGGUACGAAGUAACGAAGUAAUCAGAGUAAUCAAAGUAAACAAAGUAGAUACGAUAGUCGUUACUCGCUCUGAUACGAGUAAUCAAAGUAGAUACAAUAGUCGUUAGAAGUAACGAAGUAAUCAGAGUAAUCAAAGUAACGAUUUGUCUCUCUUUAUAGUAAUCGUUACUUUCGGUAUUCGUAAGUAACGAUUACUUUGUAACGAAUAGUUACUUUUUCAACAUCACUACUGACUUGUUUUCAAGCCGCGUGCAUGUGGCGGCGUAGCAGAAACUGGCGUGCUGUCGGUCCACGCGGCUUGCAAGUCACUUGCACCCCGCGGCUCAGCUCGAGUGUGCAGUGAAUGAAUUCAACUUAUGUACUGCUGAACCGCAAGCGAUCGCACGUGGCUUGCUCGCAGCUUGAAAACACGCAAAGGUGUAUCGAGCCUUAUUAACCUAGGUAUUAAAAGAAUUAUUUAGUUUAAGAAGAAAGUCUGAAAUUAUGAUGAAAUCGACGGAUUUGUAACUGAUGUUACUCGACUGGAUUUGUGGUAGGAUAUUUAGGUAAUUUUUUAUUGAAAGACUUUUAUUUAUAUAAAGUUAUAUUAAAUCAUGAUAUACUUAACGUAGUUAUAGUAGAAUAGUCUUGGAGAAGCUAGGACAACUAAUCCCCGGACAAAUAUUCCCGGACAAAAAAUCCCCACAAAUUAUCCCCGGACAAAAAAUCCCCAUAAAUAAUCCCUACAAAUAAUCACCGGACAAGAAAUCCCCACAAAAUAUCCCGGACAAAUAAUCCCCACAAAUUUUUUUGGACAAAAUAUCCCCAAGAAAUAUUUGCUGCCGAAUAUUUCUCUAAAAGAUUUUCCGUGAAUGCAAUGAACGCAAACGUUUUUCAACCUCAGUGCAUGAGAGUUAUAGCAAUCACCAUAAAACCUGUUUUGGGCACGAAAAUAAUAUUUAUUUUUUAUUUAUUAAGGGCAACAGACCUUGUAGGCCUAAGGCUAAAAUGUUUACAUUUCUGAUUACAUAAAUAAUAUAAUAAAUAACUUAAUAUAACUUACAUAACUUAUAAAACUUAUAAAUUUUAUUUAAUUACACUUCAGUUUUUUUAUACACUCCUUCACCACCUCUCUCCAUCUCCUUCUGUCCAAUGCUAGUUCUUUCCAUCUCUCAAUGUUACUUUUCUUCAAGUCUUCAUACACACUGUCCUUCCAUCUUUUCCUUGACCUGCCUUUCCUCCUCUUUUGUAUUGGUCUUCGUGAGAGUACCAUUUUUGGCAUUCGUUUACUUCCCAUUCUCUCGAUGUGCCCCAAGUAUCGUGUUCUCUGUGCUUUGAUCGUCGUCGUGAUCGUUAGCUGUUGAUAUAGUUCUUCCAAUUCUUUAUUGGUUCUUCUUCUCCACUGACCUAUUUUCACACCUCCAUAUAUAUAUAUUGCUCUUUGCAUUUUUCUCUCCCAUCUUUCUAAAAGGUCUGUUUCUGACUUUUUGACUUCUGACUUCCAAUAAAUCACCAUAAAACCUGUUUUGGGCACGAAAAUAAUGAUUAACAAAUACAAUUAAGCAUGCAUUUUAAUUUCCAUUACCAAAUUUCGAAUUGCAAUUGUUGAGUUUUUUGGCUGUGGGAAUCAUAUUGUAAUUAUUCGCUUAAAUCUUUUGCUCACCUUGCUUUGAACAACUCUGUUUAAAACAUUGCCUAUUCAUAAUGAUAACUGCUGGUCCUGAAAACGAUAGUCUUGAUUCUAAUGCAAAAAACCUGUACCUUUUUGGUUUGAUUUUUGGAUAAAUUUUUAUGGAUGCACACAUAUCCCCAAUAAUUACAUUUUUUAAAAACCGGAUAAAGAAUAGUAUUGCCCAUAAAUUUGUUCCUAAAAGCAUCAAAAAGUUAAAGAUAAUCGAAAAGCUUUGUAUAACUUUCCUCGCGAUGCGUUGUUCUGGCAUUGGCAUUGAAAUUAGUGGAAAUUUCAAUUGUUUUGAUACAUACAAAAUCGUAUACUGAUAUAUCUGCUCUCAUGCACUAAGGCUGAAAAACAUUUGCAUCGAUUGCAUUCACAGAAAAACUUUCAGAGGAAUAUUUGGCGGCAAAUAUUUCUUGGGGAUGUUUUGCGGGGAUAUUUUGCCCAAAAAAAUUUGGGGAUUAUUUGUCCGGGAUUUUUUGCUACCAAAAAAAGUUAAGUUUUCCAUUUUAGAGGGGGUGAGCGAGUACAAAUUUUCAAAAAUCGUUUUUUGUUUUAGCGCCAUCUAUCCAUAAUUCGAAUAAAUGUCUCGAAUAAAAGUUACUUAUUUUUACGUAAAUAAUCCAAAUCUGCAGUAAAAAUUAGGAAUUCCUCUUUAAGAUUUUAAAGUAACCCGCCACCACACGUCCAUGGGGGUCGUGUUUGGUGUCAUUCGAUAAAUUUUUGAAAAAUAUUGAACACGUGUUUUUCAGUUUUUCGAUCUGAUGUUCAUUUCGCGAAUUAUCGCGGGAGUUCUUUAAGAUUUUAAAGUUACACCACCCCACCUCCGUGGGGGGUCGUGUUUGGUAUCAUUCGAUAGAUUUUUGAAAAAUAUUAAACAUAUUUUUCAGUUUUUUUAACUGAUGUUCAUUUCGCGAAAUAUUCGCUUUUUUGUGAAACUUUGUGAUACCCAUUUCCCUACGCUCCGCUCAAAUCGUCAGAUAUUUGAAAUAUACACUGCUCUUCAUGUACUCAACUUACCUUGUCUUGUUCUGAUGUUGCGAGUUUUUCUAAGGAUAGAUUUUUUUACGGACUGCCCCCAACGCACGCCCCUGUAUUGAGAGUCCUUAUAUGUUAGGGGUACAAUUACAGGGUAAGAGGUUUUCUGACACGCUCGAGGAACGCGCAAAAUCCUCGCUUGGGCUCCCCUACCGUUAUAUUAUUCAACAUUUUAUAUCUUGUUUGUUAAAUUUUUGUUAUACAAAAUCGCUUCCAAAUAAUCAUUCGAAAUGAUUUUCUGUUUUCGUUGCUGUAAACUGAUCUUAAAGGCACUUUUUAUUGUUUUGGUAGGCAAUUGUUAGUUUUAUUAUUGUUUUUAUCUACUUUUAUGGUAUUUUAUUUACCACGUUUUAUAUACUUCGGCUGUUCUUUGUCUGCCUCAUUAUCACUUUGUCCGGGAAAAUCUUUUAAUCGGUUUUAAACGUGCUUCCCGACUAGCUAGAGAUCUGAAAUUUUCAGAAUAGUUCAGAACUCGAUGACAAUGCAAUAUUCAACAACUUUUACAUUUAUGCAUUGAGUUUUAUUUGGAAUUUUAAGCGAUUUUAAUUUUGUAUGGUAAAAUUAGUUCUCACUUUUCUGAAAAGAUGGCGCUACUAGUUUUUUCAAUAAAUGGCGUUACUUUAUAUGUCAUGUAAAAUAUUCUAUUCGUUUGGAAUAAUAAUAGCUAAUGAAUAUUAAAAAUUGUCUCGCUAGUUUGUUUACUUAACCCGCCGUUACACGCGUCUUCUAUUCGGACGUGGUUGCACGCGUAUGAGCGUCGCCCUCACCUACAAAGUUCGACUUAUUUCGAGGAAGAAUGAAUGUCAACAUGGAUAAAUAUAAAAUGGGUUGUACUCUCAUAUUAUAGAAAGUCUCGUAUGCCAACUUUUUUUAUUAAUUUAACAAAACAAAAGUAAAAAUAAUAUACAUAGAUCAAAAGCAAGUUUUCUUAAUUUUCAAUUUCAGCAAGCCACUGAAGAAAUUAACGUUCUUUACGCGAAUUCAUUUUACUAAAAAUACAAAUUAAAAUUAACAACUGUUCUGAAGCUAUUUCUUUGUGGUAUUUAUGUAAUUAACUAUUAAUAUUUUGUAUUUUGAUAACGACGUCCGAGGUGGAAUUCGAAACGUCAAUAAAAUCAAUUUUUCAAGUUAAAUUGUGGCUUAUUUCCCAAUUAGAAUAGGUAAAUUUAAAAAUGGGUUCUUAACCAGUGGCGCACCUAGAAUUUUCCUCUGGGGGGAGGGGGGUUAGCUUGGGCACCGAGAGUUUUUUGUAUUAUUUGUGAACGACAAGUUACAUUUUCCUACUUUCUUUUAUAUAUAUUUCUAUAUGCUCUGGGUGGGAUUUUAACCCCUAAACCCCCCGCUCGGUGUGCCACUGUUCCUAACCUAAUCCAAACAAUAAUAUUUUAAUUAAACCUACCUAAAUAUUAAAUAAAAACCUAAAAGUUUCUUUGAGAUAACAGAAACGUGAUUUCACCGUGAUUGCACGCGCAGUGAGGAAUUCCCUCACUUGAAGAGGGAUGUCUCUUCUUUCAACUAUCACACAGCACACUGACCGCCAGAAAUAUUCUAUAACUUUUUCAUACCCUCUCAUGAACCAUGUUAAAGGCAUUCCUGGGUGCUUAAGGUCAUCGUAUUAGUUUACACAAUUUCAUUGGUUAUAAACAAAUAUGGUGAGGGAUUCCCUCAUAGCGCGUGUAAUGGCGGGUUAAAAAAUUCUCAAAAAUAAAUGUGGUAAUUAUAUUGUGUCCUAUAAAUAAUAAAAAUGUGGUAUUAUAAAAACUUAUUUUUUAUAAAAGUGUAAUUAUUUCCAAUAGCUUUCUCAUUUUUUAACAUUUGUUGUAAAUGUCUAGGAUUUUUUGAACCCCUAGUUCAAUAUUUCCUCUCUUUUUAGCACUACAGAGGAAAUGGCAACUCUUCAUCCCAGUGGCGUAUCUAAACAUUUGGUUUGGGAGGUGAAAUUUACCUUAGGGGAACUUCCAAUGAAACACCAACCAAAAGACAUAAAAAAGAUAAACCCAAACUACAUAAAAGACAUAAAUAAUAACUUAUAUACAUUAAGUUUCUUUAAUUUUCCCAACUAGCGGGUUUAUUGGGUUGAAUUUUUCUGUCUGUGGUUUAAGUUUCAUGUCAGGUUUAUUUAUGUGUCAACAAUUUUUUUUCUUUAAUUUUGACCUUGUUAUGGGGAAAAUUUUCCCAUUUUCUCUCUCCGUAGAUCCGCCACUGCUUCAGGCUUCGACUAUAAAUCGUUACGUAUAUCAUGAAUUAAACGCCAUUUUAAUAAUUUUUUAUGACUACAUUCAACUUUGACUUCCUUUCAAAGGAAUUCGUGAUUCAGACGAAUUGUUCGACGUAAUUUAGGCUUGUUUUCGUACACACAGACUCACCUACUUUUUAUCUAAAAUUUAUUUAAGAUUUUAAAACCUUUUAGUGGUCGUUUAAAGAGGACAAAUUUGUACGUUAAACUGAUGAUGAUAUUAAAUGUUAUUUUUAAUCGUUUUAUGUAUGAUGAUUGCAUUUUUACUAUCUAUUCUGAUGAUGCUCUAGAAUGUAAGCAAUAAAUAAAUUAAUAUUUU